GAUGAUUGUUUUGUUUUCAAAAAUAUUCACACGUGUGUGAUUUGCUGCAUAAGCCGGUGGUAUUGCUUGCGGGAUUUUAUUUUUGUAUUAUUUCGUAAUAAUUGCGUUGGUUGUUGUUAAUUUUUCAUUUCAGAUCAGUGAUUAGCAGAUUCGCGUAGACGUUGAUCGAGGCCGUGAUCAAGUGCUCGUGAAGAUCAUCCCAAGUGGGGAUUAAUUAACAGUGGCUACCUUGGUGCAUCUGAAUCAACGUUUCCAGAGUCAUCCGGCCAUGGACGACACAAUCGAUGAGGAGGUGAUCUCGGCGGGAUCGACAAUAACGGUGGAGUUUAGUGGAGGCGCCGAAACGCUCUUUGGCGGCGUUAAGGAACAUGUGGUCCCACUUGAUGGGUCGAAAAUCGUACUGCUGGAGGAGAUGCUGCGGUGGCUUCGGGACAAUCUGCUAACCGGCGAUCCAAACCUAUUCCUCCAGGAGAACUCGGUCCGACCGGGCAUCCUGGUCAUGAUCAACGAUACCGAUUGGGAUCUGAUGGGCGAAACCGAAUACAUUCUGCAACCCGGCGAUCAUGUGCUGUUCAUUUCCACCCUCCACGGAGGAUAAGGCUGACUCCCGGGGGAACCGGAAUCUGUGAUACAAUUCGAAGUUUGGGU
This is a messenger RNA of Uranotaenia lowii, 648 nucleotides long. RefSeq names its product ubiquitin-related modifier 1 homolog (gene Urm1). Gene Ontology annotation, biological process: tRNA thio-modification; protein urmylation. The record is from RefSeq and is a predicted model, not a curated record. Lineage: Eukaryota; Metazoa; Arthropoda; Insecta; Diptera; Culicidae. Gene Ontology annotation, cellular component: nucleus; cytoplasm. Bases 269 to 598 code for a protein of 109 amino acids. The transcript is spliced from 5 exons. Gene Ontology annotation, molecular function: protein tag activity.